Molecule: messenger RNA, 1044 nt
Organism: Penicillium macrosclerotiorum
Lineage: Eukaryota; Fungi; Ascomycota; Eurotiomycetes; Eurotiales; Aspergillaceae
Exons: 3
Coding region: 1-1044 (347 amino acids)
Biological process (GO): post-translational protein targeting to endoplasmic reticulum membrane
Cellular component (GO): TRC complex; membrane
Molecular function (GO): molecular adaptor activity; protein binding
Source: RefSeq, a predicted model, not a curated record
AUGGCUCCUACCGAAAGCAAGAAGCGCCUGGCUCUGGCCAUCAUCGACUUCCUCGGCUCCAGCCUGAAGGACGGCACUCUCACCGCCGACGACGCCGAGUCCAUCGAGAUUGCGCAGUCCUGCAUCGCUGAUACCUUCAAGGUUGAUCCAACCGAUGAGGCCGCCGUGAAGGAGGCCGUGGGUGGCCAGUCUCUAGCCAACAUUUACAGUGUCUACGAGAAGCUGCGGAACAAGUCAACCCCUCAGUCAGCCGGCGCAGGACCUGAGGAAUCCCAAGGAGAUAAGCCUAAGGCUGGGGCUCCUACUGCUGAGUCCGACAAGCUGAAGUCGGAGGGCAAUGCUCUUAUGGCCAAGAAGGAUUACAACGCCGCCAUCGAACAGUACACCAAGGCCCUUGAGAUCGCGCCGGCUAACCCGAUCUACCUCUCCAACCGCGCCGCCGCGUUCUCCGCUUCUGGUCAGCACGAGAAGGCCGCAGAUGAUGCUGAACUCGCCGUUGCGGUGGACCCUAAGUAUUCGAAGGCUUGGAGCCGCCUUGGUCUUGCUCGUUUCGACAUGGGUGACUACCAUGCCGCUAAAGAAGCAUACGAGAAGGGUAUCGAGGCCGAGGGGAAUGGUGGUAGUGAAGCUAUGAAGCGCGGCCUGGAAACCUCGAAGCGGAAGAUCGAGGAAGCCAGCCGUGUCAGUGAGCCCCCGUCCGAGGAACUGGACAGCGCCUCUGGUGCGUCCCGUGGUGCCGGCGGCAUGCCGGACCUGUCAUCUCUGGCUAGCAUGCUUGGCGGCGGUGCUGGCGGUGCCGGUGGCGGCAUGCCAGACCUGGGUUCCAUGAUGAACAACCCCAUGUUCGCCAACAUGGCUCAGAAACUUAUGAGCAACCCGGACAUGCUGAACAAUUUGAUGAGCAACCCCCGCCUGCGCGAGAUGGCCCAAAACUUCGGUCAAGGUGGCGGCAUGCCCGACAUGUCUAGCCUCAUGAGCGACCCCAACAUUGCCGACAUGGCCCGCAACAUGAUGGGUGGCGGCGGUGCUGGACGUGGCCAGUGA